Rattus rattus (black rat) is the source of this 1203-nucleotide messenger RNA. RefSeq names its product probable G-protein coupled receptor 141. The transcript has 2 exons. Gene Ontology annotation, molecular function: oxysterol binding; G protein-coupled receptor activity. Gene Ontology annotation, biological process: G protein-coupled receptor signaling pathway. Lineage: Eukaryota; Metazoa; Chordata; Mammalia; Rodentia; Muridae. The record is from RefSeq and is a predicted model, not a curated record. Bases 149 to 1066 code for a protein of 305 amino acids. Gene Ontology annotation, cellular component: membrane.
GACUCAGUCUUCCUAUGCUGACAGUGAAGGGAAAUGGUAAGCAGAAGUGUCGGUGGAACAUCCGUGCGUGACUCAGAGGAAAGCAAGGUUAUUUCUCCUCAGGAGAACUGCUCUUUUAUAAGGAGAAAGUAACGGCAAUGUUUGAAGAAUGGAUGAAUAUAAUACCUCGGAGAAUUCCUCUUGUGACCCUAUACUGGCACACCAUUUAACACCAGUUUACUUCAUAGUGCUUAUUGGCGGGCUGGUAGGCGUCAUCUCCAUCCUGUUCUUAUUGGUGAAAAUGAACUCACGUUCAGUGACUACCAUGGCUGUCAUUAACCUGGUGGUGGUCCAUGGGGUAUUCCUAAUGACAGUGCCUUUCCGCUUAGCUUACCUCAUCAAAGGGACUUGGACAUUUGGAUUGCCCUUCUGCAAAUUUGUGAGUGCCAUGCUACAUAUUCACAUGUACCUCACUUUCCUCUUCUACGUGGUGAUACUCGUCAUCAGAUACCUCAUCUUCUUUAAGCGUAGAGACAAAGUAGAAUUCUACAGAAAAUUGCAUGCAGUUGCUGCCAGUACUGCCAUGUGGCUUUUGGUGAUUGUCAUUGUUGUACCCUUGGUGGUUUCUCAGUAUGGAAAUAAUGAAGAAUACAAUGAGCAACAGUGCUUUAAAUUUCAUAAAGAACUUGCCCGAGAUUAUGUGCAAGUCAUCAACUAUAUGAUAAUCAUUAUUGUCAUAACCAUUGCAAUGAUUCUCUUGGGUUGCCAGGCCUUCAUCACAUUGUCCAUGGUGCGGAAGUUUCGCCAUUCCUUACUAUCCCACCAGGAGUUCUGGGCACAACUGAAAAAUCUUUUCUUUAUAGGUAUCAUUCUUAUUUGUUUUCUCCCCUACCAGUUCUUCAGAAUGUAUUACUUGUAUGUCGUGGCACAUUCCAAGAGCUGUAUAAACAAAGUUGCAUUUUACAAUGAAAUCCUCUUGAGUACAACAGCCAUCAGCUGCUGUGAUUUGUUGCUCUUUGUCUUUGGAGGAAGCCACUGGGUUAAGCAAAAGAUUAUUGACAUAUGGAAUUGCCUUUUGUGCCAUUAGCCGAGAUUACCAUAUUCAUUUCUUCAGGUCGGGUGUGGGAAUAAGCAAGGAGCUAAGAAUGCCUUUCAUUGCUUCAUCGAAAUCUUGCCUUGGCCCAAACAAACAAAAGGAAUAAAAAAUGUUCAAGUGUUUCACCC